CUCCUUCCCACCGCGCAACCAUGCCGCCUUUCAAGGAUGAACAGAUUAUCAUUAUCUCGCCCGGCUCCACCACGACGCUCGCGCAGCUCGGCCUGCCCGAGUCGCUGACGCCCGCGCGUUUGCGCAUCAAGUCGCGCAUGUUCCCCGCGGAAAAGGAGGGCGAAUGGGAGCCGUACAAGGUCCGCAGGAAGAAUGGCGGCAAGCCCGUGUCGCAGGAGGAAACCGACGAAACGAAUGACAUGAAGAAGAGCUUGGGCGAGUCCGAGGAAGAGGUCAUAUUCGAGGAAGACCACCUCUCCGACGAGGGCGCCGUAUGGCCAAUGGUCGAGGGCAGGGUUGUCAACUGGCCCUGUUUCUACGCGCUCAUGACGCACGUCUACAACACCCUCAGCCCGCCCUUCCAUACGCCGAUAUUGCUCGUCGGGCAGCCCGUCUGGACGCCCAAGGAUAAGGAAAGACUUACGCAAUUCUUCUUUGAGAAGUUUAAGAUGCCUGCUUUUACCAUCCUAGACUCUGCGACUGCCACGGCCUAUGCGUAUGGCAUACACACGACUACCGUUGUCGAUAUUGGCCUGGACAAGGCGGACAUCACGGCCAUCAGCGAUUUUGUGAUGCACGAGACUGGGAGGACGGUUGCUUUGCCCGAAUGCGGUGGAGAAGCCAUGACUCAACGUUUGCUAGAACUGCUCGGCUCCAAGGGCUUCACCCGCGAAAUGUGCGAGCAGUUGAAGAGGAGCCCUAUUUGCGAGAUACUGCCUCCGAAUACACCACUUCCAGGCGCUGGUGAGGGUGCAGAGCCUCCCGUCAAUCCUGCUGCGGCUGCGUCUACCGGCGCAAGCGCGUCAGGGCCAGACUCCGCCGCGAACAUUGGAAAUGUUCCACGUGGACCAGGCCCCGACACGGAGGUUGGCGACGAGCAGAAAGGUGAUGAAGAGAAUGAGGGCGUGCUUGAUGUAGCCAACAUUGUCACGAGCGGCAAGAUGAGCGAGUAUCUGGCUAAACGGGAGAAGGACAAGGCGGAGAAGGUCGCGGCUAAGAAGAAAGGGACAGAGACUGCGCAGUCUGCUGCCAAGCCAAUGCGCUUACCAAACGUCAAGAGGGAGAAGGCAACGUUCCUCUACGAAGAUCAUGCGUUGUUGGAUGCACUCAAGGAUAUGAAUCUCGGGGGUCAAAAGAUGGCCGAGGCGCAGGCCGCGCUGGACGAGGGACCCAAGACGGCGGCGGAUGGUGAAAAUGUCACAAGCGGCGAAGCAGCCGCGAGCGAGGAGACAAAUGGUACAUCUACGGUGGUGGGCAAUGGUUCUUCACGCGGCCCCAUACGCCGCGAGAUUGAAGUGGGCACAGAACGGUUCCAAGCUGCAAGUGGAGGCGUGCUAGACCGUAUUGCCGAUGCCAUACAUCGCACCAUAUCCUCGGUCGAUGAAGUGAACAAACGGGGUGAGCUCUGGGAGUCCAUGAUCAUCGUUGGCAAUGGCGCCAAAGUUAGAGGAUUCAAGGAAGCGCUCAUCUCCACUUUGCAGUCGAAAUAUCUCAUUUCGCCGUCAUCGGCUACCAUCUUCACAUCAGAGCUUCCCUCCAACCUCUCUACACCUACGGGAACGGGCGCCAAUACGCCUCAGCCCCCCGGGUUCCAGCCCAGCAGCGGCGUGAAUCCGCUCCUGAUUGCUGCUACGACGGCGCAAAACCCUCAUAUGCUCCAUGCUGGCAUGCCCAACUCUCUAGUAUCUCUGGGCUCGCACAACACGCAUUCGUCUCACGGCCAAACACCAACCAGCAUCAAGACAGUGAAGGCGCCAGAGUACUUCCCCGAGUGGAAGGAGGUCGGGAUGGACGAGGCCAGUUUUCUGGGCGCGCAGGUGGCGGCCAAGGUCGUCUUCAUCGUCGACCAAGGGCUGGGCCAGGGUUACAUGACACGGUCAGAUUACAACGACCAGGGGCCGUCGGGCAUCCGGGAGGUGUGCUUGUGAAGCGGUUCAUUUAGCAAGGAAGGAGCAUGAGGAGUUGGGAUCCGAUUCAGGUUCAGAUGACUUGGCAUAGAGGAGUUGUAUUAGUAGCACAAAAGUGAUACCACAUGAUAUAAUUUUUUUG
Aplosporella prunicola CBS 121167 is the source of this 2088-nucleotide messenger RNA. RefSeq lists its product as uncharacterized. The record is from RefSeq and is a predicted model, not a curated record. The transcript is spliced from 3 exons. NCBI's taxonomy places the organism in Eukaryota, Fungi, Ascomycota, Dothideomycetes, Botryosphaeriales, Aplosporellaceae. Bases 21 to 1967 code for a protein of 648 amino acids.